GGAUUAUGGGAGUUGAAGUCCAAUUAUCUCUGGGGACCCAACGUUGAGAAUCCCUGGGCUACAUUCCUACUAACAGGAACACACAUGAACACAGGAAGCUGCCAUAUACUGAGUCAGACCAUUGGUCUAUCUAGCUCAGUAUUGUCUUCACAGACUGGCAGCAGCUUCUCCAAGCUUGCAGGCAGGAAUCUCUCUCAGCCCUCUCUUGGAGAUGCUGCCAGGGAGAGAACUUGAAACCUUCUGCUCUUCCCAGAACGGCUUCAUCCCCUGAGGGGAAUAUCUUCCAGUGCUCACACAUCAAGUCUCCCAUUCAGAUGCAACCAGGGCAGACCCUGCUUAGCUAUGGGGACUAGUCAUGCUUGCUACCACAAGACCAGCUCUCCUCUCCCCCUUCCAAGGAACUAAAGGGGACAGUAUGGAAAAGUGGUCAGGGUGUUGCCUCCAAGGGAAUAAUCACCUAGUUGCUAUUCUGCACUCUUUGUCUCUUGCAAGUGUUUUCCCUAAUUGCUCAAGUGCUACAGUAGCUUAGCAAAAAGGUUGCACUGUGAUAUAAAGCACAACACUUGACCUCAAGGAAAAAACAUAGCUGGUGAAGCUCAGUUGGAGGCAUUCCCAAUCUCAGAAGUCUGUCAGUUCAAUGUGGUAAGUAAAAUCAAACCCUGGGACAGAACGCUUGCCUACCAAGAAGGUGAGUAGUACUAGUUAGUGUCCUCCUUGACUUGCUAUGGAAGAGGCCAAUAUGUUCUGAGGAGGAGAUCGUUGACUGUAUUUUCCUGUGGUGUGUACUUGUGCCUGAAAAAAGGUAUUGCAUUCUCUGUACGUUAUAGGGUGCAUGUCCCAUUCCGUCUAACUAAUAUGUAACAGUCCUUGGGGGAAACAAGCUGAUUUACAAUUUAACCGUCUGAGGUUAUGUAAAUAUCUUUGCAGAUUCAAUAAUGGUGGCUUUCCUUGUACAGAAGAGCAAAAAAAGGCCUCAAGUUACUGCUGGACAGCAAGGAUUCUUACAUGGCAACAUCGGCUUUCAAAAAAGCAUACUGAGCUUUGCUGUACCAGAAUAAGACAAGUGGGUGGAAGAGGGAGACAGGAAGAGGCACCUUGAGAUGAAGAGGAGUUACAAAGCAUUGCAGCUGCUGCCUGCUGAAUAACCUGCUAAAGUUCAACGGAAACAGAAGUGUUUGUUCUGACUGGAGCUUUGAAGAGAACCCCCGCUUCUCCUUGAGCAGAAUCUGGAAGAUGGCCGCUUCUGACAAAGAGAUUUCAGCAGAGUUGUAUGAUAGCAUCAUCGAUUUCCUAGGAACACAUGAUGUUGUCCUACGGGCUGCUCAACUCCACCUCAAAUCCAAAGUUGAAGAUGUUGUUUUGGUAUUGAUGCCCUGGCGUGUGCUUGUGCUGAUGGCAAAGGUCCCAGUCAAGCUUCAAGUAAGCUUCAGCUUCUUAGCAGUGCAUACUAUCAGGAUAAGAGAAACUACCCAGGUUAUCAUUGAAACAGAUGCAUCUGCCUAUGAAUUCACAUUCUUGUCACUGGAUGAUUUGGAGUAUGUGGUGAUCCAUGUGGUCAUGUCUCUUAAGAAAGUCUUCCCAGACACUUCAGUUGGAACUCUGCUCCAGAAUGCAUCUCCCAACUUCGCUGAAAAAAUUCAAGGGAUAACCAAUGCCUUGGAAGAAGUGCUAAAGGGAAGCCAAGCCCCAUGUGUGGCCAACCAGAUGGGAAUCCUACAAGGAGGAGAUGAAAGCAUGCCUCUCCCUCAUUUUUGCUCCCCUGCAACUGCUCUUCAGAGGUCUACUACCCCUAACCCUAGAGGUGGCUUUUCGGAGACAUACGCAGCUCUCUGUGAUUACCGGGGCCUUCCUUUCCGAGAGGAGAUCCAGUGGGAUGUGGAUAAUAUUUAUCACAACCAGCGAUGCAAGGAAUUCAACCUGCUGGAUUUCAGCUACCUGCACAGUCAGGAUGUGGCUUUGUGUGUGACUACCUUAUCAUAUAACCAGUGGUUCACAAGGCUCUGUUGCAAAGACUACAAACUGAAUCCAGAUGUUCUGGAGCAGAUCCUCCAUGUGCUCAGCAAGUCAGUGAUUCUGGAAGAGCUGGUGUUGGAAAACUGUGGCUUGAAAUUUGAUUUUGCUCAGCAGAUGGCCCAGGUACUCAGUGAUCAUCCAGACUCUACCUUAAGCACAAUUAAUCUCUCUGGAAACCAACUGGAGGACCGAGGCAUCAUCGCUUUGAGCCAGAGCUUUGAAAAGCACUCAAAGAAACUUGAAAGCCUGAACUUUGCUAGGACCUCUUUGUCUCUAAAAGGAGCAACAGCCCUUUGCAAAUCUCUAGUCUGCAAUGGACUCUUCAAAACCUCUCUGUGCCACCUGGACCUCUCAGGAAAUCCAGGAACUCUGGCCACCGAAGAUGCAAGUGGCUUGUUGUCUUUCCUGAGUCAGCCAAAUGCUUUAGGUCACCUUGACCUAUCUGGGACGGACUGUGCUUUGGAUGUGGUCUUUGGAGCAUUGGCCAACGGAUGCUGUGGGAAACUUGUCCAUCUGAACCUCUCAAAGAACAUUUACUCUCGCAAAAAGAACAGAGAUUUUCCUUUUGCUAUCUGCAAGUUCUUCAGCAAAGCCUCUGUCCUCCAACAUAUUUCACUGGCAGGAACCAAACUACCACCAGAGGCUUUGAGAGCCGUGCUGCAGGGUUUGGCAUACAACACCCAACUCAGUGAUUUGCACCUGGACAUCAGCAGCUGUGAGCUGAAAUCGGCAGGUGCCCAGGUGAUCCAGGAUCUGGUUUCAGAUGCCAGCUCGAUCGGUGAUUUGAACUUGUCAGACAAUGGCUUUGAUUCCGAUAUGGUGACGCUGGUGCUAGCCAUCAGCAGAAGCAGAUCCAUCAGGCGCGUUGCACUAGGGAGGAAUUUUGAUAUCCGAUCCAGGGAGACGCUUGUCGAUAUUUUGCACCGAAUUGUUCAACUGACUCAAGAUGAUGACUGUCCUGUUGAAUCCCUGUCCGUGGUAGAAUCCCGCCUGAAGCUGGGAACUGGCAUCCUUCUAGACAGCCUGGGAAGCCCCAGCAGUCGUCUGGUGAUGCUCGAUAUCAGCGGCAAUGCCAUGGGAGACUUGGGAGCCAAGAUACUGGCAAAAGCUUUGUCAGUCAACACAACACUCAGGACUUUAAUUUGGGACAGGAACAACACGACGGUGUGUGGAUUCCUAGACAUGGCUUGUGCCUUGGAAAGGAAUUUCACCCUAAAGACCAUGCCGUUGCCAGUGACUGAUGUGUCUCAAGCUUACCGAAGUAAUCCAGAGAAAAUGGAGGAGAUUGUGCACAAGAUGCAGUCAUAUCUCAUGAGGAACCAGAAGCAAGAGAUCCUGCCAAGGGAGAGGUUCCAGUUACAGCCAGACACUACAACAGGCUCUUCUGAAGAGGCAGUAAAGGAUAUGUGCCAGUCCAUGCAGAAGUACAUAGAGGUGCUGAGCUCUGUCCAAGAUGUGGAGGUCAAAGCAGACAUCCAUCAGGCAGAGGAAGCCAUUAAAGAUGCAGUCCUUUCCAUCAGUAUUUUGCCCUUUUUGUGUGAGACAGGAAGUACUCCAUACCAGAAUGGCAAACUGCAGCACACUCUGCAAAGCCUUAUAGAGGAAGUUUCUCGGACCUGCAGCAGGGAGAUCCAGGCCAUCCUGGAGGACACGCUGGAUACUGCACAGAGUUUAUGCCCCCAAAUCUUUCAGAAAAGCGGAUUUCGGGACUACCUGGUCCACAACGUGUCCAAAAAGGUCCUCCUGGACCACUUGCUCCCUGAGGUGUAUGGCAAGCUCAUGGGGAUCCAGUUGUCAGUCACUGAAGCAGUGGCCGGUGGUAUCAUUGACAAGACUUUGGAGGAGUUGAGCACCAUUCAGAGCAAACUGGCAAGAAACUUCCCCAAACCGACUGAGGAGCUGCAGGUGGCAAAUGACGAUUGGUGUGCUUUGCAACAGAGGUGUGGAAGCUUGAAAGGUGUUGCUGAAGAAGAGGAGGGUUUCCAGAAUGAGGAUGUGUCCGUUUUUCAGAAUGAGGAGUCUGAGACGACUGGACAAUGGAAGCACAUCUGUUCGCUGAGCAUUCUGCCAACACCUGACAUAAAUGGUCUAUCGGAGGAACUCGGUCUGAAGGUAGCAGCGGCAGAUAACAAGAUUGGGACUCCCCGGGCUGUGCUGUCACUCAGCUGUGCCUCCGCGAAGAAGUCACGCCCUGCCUCCACAAAGGAUGCUGAGGCUGGGAGCAGGCGGCUUCCUUGCACAGAGUCUGCAUCCGCACAAUCCCUUAUGGACCUGCCGGCUGCGGGAGAGAAAUUGGAGCAUUUCACCCGAGACAGGCCCAGGCCCAACCGCAGGAACAGGCAGCCCCCCAGCAAGCCCAAUGUGCAGCCACCUGUACGUGAGAAUGAUGAAGACAGAAGUAUCGCUAGGCUGGAUGAAGGGCUAGAUGAGUUUUUCACAAGGAAGGUGAUUCACGAGCACUUGCUCCCUGUUCCACUGGAAGAUCCCCCCGCAGUGGCCACACCAAUAUCCUCCGGCUCUCGGACCUUCAAAAAGAAAAUAGGACACUUCUUUGCCUUCAAGAAGCCAAAGUCGACCCGGAGUGCCAGGCCAGAGAAAGAGCCCGAGGGUAGUCCAUUAGCAGCAAGGGGCAGGAAGCUGAUGCUCAGUGACAUUUUAAGAGCCCCCAGCAAAGCCAGUGAGUCAACGAAAGCACUAAGCAAGUCUGAGGAAGGAGGGCUGGCUGUGGAGAGCAGAGGCCACCUGGAGCAAAGCCAGACUCCAGACAGUGCUCGCAGGGCCAGGCCCAAAUAUUCCAGGGAGGGAAAGUCUCAGUCCCUGAUCCUCCUGUCAGGGGAAGAUGAAGAGACACUUGGUGUGAGACAUGAAAAGAAGAGGCCUUUUGAGAAGAGCGAUGGUGAGCUGCCCAGCUCAUUUGAGCAGCGUGUCCAUGUCAUGCUCCAUAGAAUUGGUGUCACCAAGGUUUUGUCCUCCGAAGGCAAAAAGAAGCAGAACAAAGAUGGGGAGAUCAAGAAAGCUGGUUCUGAUGGAGACAUUGUGGACAGUUCGGCAGAGUCUCCUCCUUGCUCCUUGAAACCCCGCACACACUCCAUGUCCACAGAUCCUACUGUGCGAAUAGGUCCUGCUGAUGCAUAUGGCAGACCAAGUACAGAUCCAAGUAGUGGAGCCGGCGAGGGGAGAUUGUCCUGGAAGGCUCUUGGGAAGCAACUGAAUGUAGAGCUCAAGGGCAAGUGUUCAGAACUCAGCUCUUCCCCAAGAAGAGCUUUUGUGGUUCAGGAGCCGGCCAGCCCCAGAGAGCAGAAAAGCAGAGAGAGCUGGAGCAGCAGUUUGCCCAGGAUCAGGAGAAGCACAGCAGGCCCAGCUCCCGUCAGGAGAACCAGCAAUGCUGAAGAAGUAUGGGCAUUCUCCGAACUACAGAAUUCACAUGCUGAUGUAAACACGAUUGCUGGAGACAAUCAACUCAAACCUAAACCUCGUCUGAAGCCUGUAGCCAACCGGAGGGCCAUGUCUGUUCAUGAAGAGCAGCUCAGGGACCAGGCUUGUGCGGUUGAGCUGCACCAUAUGAAAAUCCCUCUUUGUCUGCAGCGAUCCCCUAUCCUGAAGUGGAAGAUUAAGCCCAGGCCCCUGUUGGAACCUGAGAUGCCUGCACCAUCUGACUCCCCCGGUACUCCACGCCAGGCAAAGAACACAGCAGCCACAGAGUCAAAGCCAAGAGCAGAAACAGCAGAAGAGUUGCAACAAGCUCUGGAACAAACUCUAGAGAAUACACAAAAUACAGCCCUAGACCAAAGAACUGCUGUGCUGCUCCCCAAGUCACCAAUGCAAGAGCACUAAGUCAGUCGCUGGGGCUUCUUCUGCAUGAUGGCAGCUCAAACAAAUGAGCACGGAAUGAAGGCGUAGACCUGGAGAAGCAGCACAGCCCGCUGCAAGGGUGCAAGCAACUCAGCCGAGGACCAAGCAUGCCCCAAGGGGGCGUCUAAACCCUUGCACGACUUCUGGGCUGUCCCCCUUUCACUCUUGUAUACGCUCAUGUAAGUGCCCAGUGUUCCGAUGGCUUAAGCAGGAAAAGCCAAAAGCAGAGUAUCCAGUUUGUACAGAAGGGAGCUGGUGCAGGUGCUCAAAUGUACAGUGCCAGAAACUAAGAACUACCAGCAGGAGGGUGGGGGGGUUAUUUUGCAUACACUAAAUUUGCCUGCCUUGCACUGUAUGUUUUGGGAGAGUGUUGUGGUUUGUGGAGAAGGCUAAAGGCAUGGAUGCAGCUGAGUUUCAAAAGUCAAGCUGGUCUGUCUCAUGUUGACAAUCUUACUGCUUCCUUCAAGCUGAAGCAUACCUAUUCCCAGGUCCUUCUUUCUCUGGCCACACAUAUUGCCACAAUUCCAGGCAAACAUCCACUGGCACCAGCAGGGUGUUUGGCAUGAAUAAGGCAGGAGAGUGUGUGGUCAGCUUUCAGCAAGUUAGAACCAAUAAAAGGAGCCUUGGGCCUUCCUUCCCACAAUUAAAUAAGAAUAAUAAUAUAAAUUGUUCCUGUUUCAUUUAUUGUGAUAUUAAGACUGUCAUCUUUGCUUCCAUGGUGUCUACAAGAUCCAGCAGUGCCUUGCUGUUAGGGGAAGGUGGGGAGGAAGAAGUGAAGGUGCUUAAGCACCUGGGGAAGUUCUGAGUCGAGUGUGUGUGUCAUGCUAAGCAAGAUGCUUCUCUUCAAAUCUAUAGCCACUAGACUGUGACCAAAUGUUCAUUUCAAUUGGAACAGCUCAUUCUAAUUCAUUUACUUUGAAGGGCCUGCAAGAUCUCAUUUUUAACAAUUUACUUUCUGUCCUGCCUGGAGCUCCUAAGAGAGGAUAACCCAUGCGAUGGCCCUGGCCUCAGCAACUGAGAACCUGCAAUUGACUAAUGUCAUUAAGCACAGUUAUGCUCUGCAUACAUGUUGUAAAAGAUGUACAGUCAUCAAAUGUGGUGGUCUAUGUAUAUGCUUUUAACUCUGGUUUCCUAUACUAAAGUGCUUUGAGUGUAGGAAAUUCCUACUAGAUGAAGGCAGCUCUCAGUGAGCCUCAGUUACUUCUGUUCAGGGAACCAGAAACACAGCAGGUGACUCUUGUGCUGAAGGAGGCUCUGCCACAGCAUGGGAUACCCACAACCAGGGUAGAGCAUGCAGAAACCUCUCUCACAGCACCAUUUUAGGCUCACUAGUAAUGCAGAACUGCAGCUGGGAAACAAUUUCUGCAUGCAGAGGACAAUCUGGCAUAAUACAACUGCCAAACUCCUACAGACCUUAACAAAUGUACCCAAACACAGAGGGAAUCCAGCUCUCAAUGUACUAUCCUUGGGUGUCUGCCACUGAUGACAGGUGACUACUGCAUGUAUAUUUAAGAAGUAUCCUAGCACAAAUAGCUGGUUUUCUUCACAUUAAGAGCAUGAUUAUUUUUUUAGGCAAAUAAUCAAUUUUUCUCCCCCCCUCCCAACUGCCAAACCACAUCUUGAGUUACUGUGCUCAACUUGGGGGCGGGGGAGUAUGCACAGGUAUAUUUUCUAUAAGAGCUGUGUUUUUCUAAUUUAUUUUAAUCUCCAAGAAAUUGAUGCAUGUAAGCUAUAUGAAAUAUUUUGUAAUUAAAGUUAGCAAGAUGAUCAAAACCA
Molecule: messenger RNA, 7641 nt
Organism: Hemicordylus capensis (graceful crag lizard)
Lineage: Eukaryota; Metazoa; Chordata; Lepidosauria; Squamata; Cordylidae
Gene: CARMIL2
Product: capping protein regulator and myosin 1 linker 2
Exons: 42
Coding region: 1234-5847 (1537 amino acids)
Biological process (GO): regulation of Arp2/3 complex-mediated actin nucleation; cell migration
Cellular component (GO): plasma membrane; lamellipodium
Source: RefSeq, a predicted model, not a curated record